Molecule: messenger RNA, 1833 nt
Organism: Bemisia tabaci
Lineage: Eukaryota; Metazoa; Arthropoda; Insecta; Hemiptera; Aleyrodidae
Gene: Tango11
Product: transport and golgi organization 11
Source: RefSeq, a predicted model, not a curated record
GUUAUCUCGGAAUGUGUGUUUUUCUUCUCUCAAGUUCUGAUUUUUUUUAACUGAAAUGAUUUUCCCGUGAUUACUUCGGCAUCGCACCAAACGCGAUCUAAAGAGAUUUUUCUAACGCUCUUUCUGAUUAUUUUUUUAUGUAAUAUUCAUCUCUUCCGUUCUGGAAACUGGCAAGAACCAUGUCUACUGCUUCUAGUCCUACGCGCUUCAAUGGUGAAAUUGACAACUACUAUGACUUGGAUUUGGCAGCACAAGUAUCAGCCAAGAUGCAAGUUCCCAAAAGGAUCAAGUUAAAUGGUGAUGAAGAUUCGCUGGUUGCAAACGACCAAUUUCCGCCCUCUUACGACUUUGAGCCAAAGAUUGAUAUGUCAGUACCUGAUAGAAUUCUUGUCAUGGGUCACGAUGAACAUAUUGGGGUGCGAGCUCCGCCUAAAGAAAUGCUUUUUGACAAUGCUGUGUUUCCUGACCCUCCAGAUUAUUCACAUAUUAGGCUACAGACUCCACCGCAAGUUUUAACUCUUGAUGAGCAUUUUUAUCCCUCUCUUGAUGAUCCGCCUGAACUACCCGGAGCGAAAACAGUGAAGCCAAGAAAUGCUGACUUGGUCAAUUUCCAACACAGCCGUGUUGCCCUAUUUAACGACAGUGUUGCCUCCCAGGGAAUGAACGCCUCUAACAGAGACCUAGUCCCAGCCUUUAACGAGAGUAUUUCUAUGACGCCAGGAGAGGAAGUAGUUCACCUGCGGCGGCAACUAGCGAAACUCAAUAGGCGAGUAAUGGGUAUAGAAAUGGAAAUCAUCCAGCGUCAGAGGAGAGAUCGUAUAAUCUUUUUUGUUGGUAUUUCUUAUUUAGUUUUGAGAACUGUGCUGAGGCUCGUCUAGUUAGUUUGAACUAGAAUCAAAACUAAGUUUACUCCCUCUAAAUUCGUCAGCAACAUUUUUUUUGUCGCAUUGUAAUUUUGUGAAGUAGGCCUGAAAGGAAGUGAUACUAAAUUUGGCGAUGAAGGGUAAGCAAGUUCUUCAUGAAUGCUAAAAAGACUGGUUUCUGUCAAGUUUUUGAGUGAAGUGCUGAGAACACUCUGAAAGAAUUUAUAGAGUUUGAGAAAUUUAAUUUAAGGGAAUGAAUCUAAAUAACUUUCCUAAAGCGACAUGCAAAUAGCUCUAAUGUUGCAAAUUUUUCAUAAAAUACUUCACUCUGUCGAAUUUUAGCCUCAUGAGCUUGCAUUGCCAUCAUUUAAUCAUAUUUGAUGAACAGCUUGUCAAUUUUUCCAUUCUCCCAUGUGAACCUAUUUAAUAUCUUGGGAUGAUUAUUUCAGUUUCUGAGAAAACAAAGCUCUGUGCUGUGCACCAGUUGGUUUUAUUGCAUCAAGACCGUGAAGGAAUUGCAUUUGUAUUUUUCAGUAAUCUGACACAUUCAGGAAAUGUGACAUGCAGGAAAAAAGGUAGCAAUCAACUACGGCAACAAACAGAGAAUACUUUAAAUUUUAUCUGCUAUUUCCUGCUAAAUGUUAUGUGAUUUUAUACCUUUUGUUGAGAUUUCUUAUUGUCAGCAUUCAAUCUUUCAACCGCUCGUGAAAGAGCUAUUAGCUUGUGCCGUGUUAUUUCUGUUAGUAUGUUUCUUUUUCUUUAAUCCUUAAGGACCUAGUUUAAUUUGACUCUAUUUUUUAAGGAAAACAAAAAAAUAGUAUCUACAUUCUGAACUUGUGUAAAUAUCUGUGUACAAAACUAAGCAAAUGAAAAAAGGUCUUAAUUGCCUGAAAAUGAUUGUAGUCUUGUUACCAACCCUUUAACCAUACAUAAGUUGAUCGUAAUGAAAUAAAAAAAUUAAAAGAUUUAA